This is a messenger RNA of Portunus trituberculatus (swimming crab), 1548 nucleotides long. RefSeq lists its product as uncharacterized. The record is from RefSeq and is a predicted model, not a curated record. NCBI's taxonomy places the organism in Eukaryota, Metazoa, Arthropoda, Malacostraca, Decapoda, Portunidae. The transcript has 2 exons. The coding region runs from base 188 to 1516 and encodes 442 amino acids.
AUAGAGAAAUAAAUGUGAAGAGAAAUACUUGAUAAACGAAGAACAAAAAGAGAAAAAAAUGUGAAAUAAAUGUUGGAAUAGAAAAAUAAAUGUAAUAAACGUGGAAAUAGUGAAAAAUAAGAGAAACUCGUGAAAAAAUCAAGAAAAAUACCAAAAACUUAAAGAAAACGUAAAAAAAACGGGAAAAAUGAAAGGCAGACUGAACUAUACUCACCUUCCACCACUCGUCCACCUCCUCCUCCUCCUCCACAUUUUAACCCAAAAAGUGGAGGUUAGCGAGUCCACCAGCGUGUGCAUCCACCACCUGGGCUGCUACCGUGACUCCUUCCUCCACCUCCACCACGUCUCCACCUUCCACUCGCUCCACACUGAGAGAAAUGCUGAAAACUGUGUCAAAUUAUGUUUACAGAAGGAUCUAAGGUCACAAAUCGUCUUAGUGAAGCUAGUUAGCGUGGAUGACCUCUUAACCUGUGGGUGUGGAGGUCACGAGGCCCUAGGGAACAGAUCUGGGUUGACCUUUGACCUUUCCAGCUGCUACCUUUGUCCUGACAGCCUAAGAGAGCAUUGUGGGAGUGAAUUGACCUCCAGUGCCUAUCAAAUUAAUUGGUUUAAGGGAGAUCCAUGUCAUAGGGUCCUUGUGAUACCCCCUGCUAUAACUACUACUGCUACUGCUGCUACUGUUACUGCUACUCCUGCUGCUACUCUUAAGCCACCAGUAAACUCACUCCUAACUGCUCCUAACCACGAUUCUAAGGCAAUUUCUGGUGAUUCUAAGGGUGGUGAUGGUGUUAAUAUCAGCUACCUUCCUAACUCUGUACCUAACGGCUCUGAUUAUCCUAACACCUCUUCUGAUAACUCUAACUACCUUCCUAACAAGUCUAGUGGUCCUAACUCCCCCAAAACACAUUCUAACGAGACUAACAGGCAUUCAGAUCCUAACUUCACGUUCCUAACUGGUCCUAACACCUCUUCUGACAAAUCUGACUACCUUCCUAACAAGUCGAGUGGCCCUAACUCCCCCAAAACACAUUCUAACGAGACUAACAGCGAUUUAAACCGUAACACCACAUUCCUAACUGCUCCUAACUUACACUACAUUGGCUGCUACGAUGAAGAAAACGUGAAUCAGUCCUUAGUGGUGACAAUGGUGGUGGAAAGUGGUGGUGGUGGUGGUGGUGAUGGUGGUGACGUUCUUAACUUCUGCGAUACUAACUGCACCAAGACAAAUCCAGCCUCGGAGGUGCUGUUGGUGAAGGUGGUGAGCGCGGACUCCUUCUACUGUGGCUGUGGAAUGUCUGCAGCGCUGCCAACUGUACCGAGUAAGGACAUCAGGGAGGCCACCACAACAACAAGCAAUCAGUGUGUUAUGAGAUGCGGGGGGGGCAGCACGUCCGUUCCCUGUGGUGGCUGGAUGGCUGUCUCUGUCUAUGGGAGAAAUGGCCAGGAUUCUCUCUCUCUUUCUCUCUCUCUCUCUUUUCUCUCUUUCUCUCUUUUUGUAGUUAAUUUUUUGAGUUGAUUUUUUCUCUCUCUCUCUCUCUCUCUCUCUCU